GGAUGUGAGCCCAUUUCAAUUUCGGCCGUUACGAUCGGGCCGGCUGGCCGCGUGACCAAGUUCAUCCCUGUUCAUUAGUGUAUUGUUCAUUAUCCAUUGCCUUAAAAGGCUCGCAAGAGCAUUGCAAUAUAAUGAAUAGAGUGACGUUCGUGCACUUUAUUGAUAAUGAAUUGUGUCGGCAGUGUACACGAUGGGUGGCUCGCGACUGGAGCUCGGCGUCGUCAGGAGACACUUCUCCUCCGACUACUACUGCAUCGCCUCCAACGGAUGGCCGCCCGCCGUCAGCAAACGCGUCCAACUGCGCGUCAACUUCGCCCCGGAGGUCCGCGCCGCUCGCCGGGUGGUGACGGCCGUGCGCGGCCAGAACGCCAGCCUCGAGUGUGCGGUGGAGGCGUGGCCGCGCGGCCUGUGCUACUGGAGCGGCCCGCAGCCGGCGGCGGGUCGCUGGUCGCCGCGGCCCGGCGCCGUGCUGCAGGGCGGCGACCGGCUGCGGAUCGGCCUGCUGGCCGCCGCCGCCCACUACCGGCGCCGACUGGUGCUCACCGUGCACAGCGUGGCCGGCACAGACUUCGGCAGGUACCGGUGCGCCUGCGAGAACCCGCUCGGAGAGGCGCACGACACGGUCGAGCUCAGAGACCAGAGCGGCAGAAGGGGCGGCAGUUUCAGCAGCAGCAGCAGCAGCAGCAGCGGCAGCAGCAGCCGGCCCCCCAGCGACCCGUACCGGCGGCGGCGGCCAGAGCCGGGAGGCUCUACCACACUCAGCCGGGGGACCGGGUACGGCGGUACCUUCCAGGAGAGGGUACCGUACUCCCAGACAGAGGACGAGAGCGCAGCGGAGGAGCGGCGACCCGCGGCGGGAGCGCCAGGAAUGACAUCAUUGGUGCACCUCCUGGCUGUGCCGAUUCUUCCUGUUAUUCUGCAUUGCACAACGUAGAGCCGGCCGGCUCGACAUGAGACGCCGCGCCCGAGGAGAGAGUGGCGGAGGCGGGGAGAGAGCGGCGGGAGGAGGGCGCUCAUCGGGAUCGGACGCGCUGAGUGGCGCCUAAUGUGGACGCUAACGGGUGUAACGACACAUAUCUCAGAGGCUGGCGGCGAGCGUCGGUCGGCGGGCGUCCGCGCGCCGACACCGCCGCCGGCUCAGCGGGCCCUCAGCGGCGAGCGGCGGCGGGCAGCGGCGAGGAAUGGCGGGCAGGCAGAGAUGCGUGCUUCAUCCGGGGCUGCGGGAUAACGUACCUUUGAGUAGAACGAAGAGAUUGAGUAAUUCAGGGAGUUCAAUGAAACCUAACACCAAAAAAAUGUGUAAGGAUUACGUGCUUUCUGUUCUGGAUGCGCGCGGUGCGCUUUUGCUUUUAUUUUGUUUGCGCAGGUGUGUAGGAAAGUUGUGAGUUACUUAGUAUUGGCAUAAAUGUGAAUGCAUUAUGCA
Amphibalanus amphitrite is the source of this 1423-nucleotide messenger RNA. RefSeq names its product lachesin-like. The transcript has 5 exons. The coding region runs from base 191 to 934 and encodes 247 amino acids. The record is from RefSeq and is a predicted model, not a curated record. Gene Ontology annotation, cellular component: neuron projection. Lineage: Eukaryota; Metazoa; Arthropoda; Thecostraca; Balanomorpha; Balanidae.